CAAAUGGCUAAAUUUAUGUGAUUACAUUUCACAUUAUCAUCACAUCAUACUAAUCACCCAUCCUUCCUUCUACAAAACCAGAUCCAUAAUUCACCAACUUCUUUUCCUUUCUUUUUUUCUUUUUUCUUUAAAAAAAAAAAAAAGUAUAAGUAGUGAAAGAAAUCACAAAACCAAUCCAAAAAAAUAGAGAAAGUUAGAAAAGGAAAACUGCUAUGGGCGUGUGCGCGUCUUGUCACAAUGUGAAAAGGAUAACAACAACUAGAGGCGGUAAUGUGAAAGGCGGUGUUGGUGUUGGUGUUUCUGUUGCUCCACCACCAUCACUUUCAUCGGAAUCUUUUCGAAGACCUUCGUCGAUUAUGCUAAUGAACAUUUCAACUGGUUCGAUCAAGGAGUAUAAUCAACCAAUACCUGCAAACGUCGUCGUUUCGGAGAACAGUAACAACAACACCAAUUGCUAUUACAUAUCAAACGCAGAGUCAAUGUGCAUCGGCACGUGCAUGCCACGCGUUCCCGAUGAAGAGGAGCUUUUACCUGGUCGAAUUUACUUCCUCGUCCCGAUCUCGCAUUCUAAUUUCCCUUUAUCACUUCCUCUUCUCUGUGAUCUAGCCGUUAAAGUUAGUUCCGCACUUGCAACUGCACACCGAUAACGGUAACGGUUACAGAGUUUAUCGUGUAGAGACUCUAGGAUCAUCUCCAUAACACCACUAGGACACAAAUCAGAGUCCUUGCUGAAUGAUUCAACAAGCUUUGGUAGAAGUACUUUUUGGUCCUUGCGUACACC
Cicer arietinum (chickpea) is the source of this 781-nucleotide messenger RNA. The record is from RefSeq and is a predicted model, not a curated record. Lineage: Eukaryota; Viridiplantae; Streptophyta; Magnoliopsida; Fabales; Fabaceae.